AACUAUACGGAUUUCUUUAGUUUUCUUCCAAUCACAUGACAGAUUGUAAACUUCCGGUGAAUCCGGUCAAUUAGCAGACACUAAUUUUUCAUUAAAUUCUCAUUAAAAUGGCUAGUCAGCCACCGUUCGACAGCGUAAAACUGAAUAUUGAUGACAUAGAAAAAGGGGCGCAGGUUGCAACAUCACUGCUGCAGCAGCGAGCCAAUGAUGUGCGGAAUAACAGGGUCAACUGGCAGUCAUAUCUGCAGGGUCAGAUGAUAUCAAAGGAGGACUUUGAGUUCAUCUCCUUGUUUGACAACGGCAAUGUAGACCAGCGGGCAGCUAUGCUUCACGAUCAGGCUGGGAAAACGCAGUUUGCAAAGACAUUCUUCAACGUGAUGAGCCACAUAGCCAAGGACCAGACCCUUCAGUACAUCCUUACCAUGCUAGAUGACAGUUUACAGGAGGACAAGAGUCGUGUGGAGCUACUUAAACAGUAUUCGAAGAAGAACAAGGAGUCAGUUUGGACCCCGUUUCUACACCUCCUUGACAGAAAUGACAGAUUCAUUGUGAACCAGACAAGCCGCAUCAUUGCCAAGAUUGCCUGCUGGGGGAAGGAUGUCAUGGAUCCUGCAGAUCUCAAGUUCUACCUCAACUGGCUCAAGGAGCAGCUUGUGUUGAAGGGUAACGAGUACCUGCAGACAGCAGCCAGGUGCUUGCAGAUGAUGCUGCGUGUAGAUGAGUACAGGCACAUGUUUGUGCAGGUGGAAGGCGUAGCAACCAUUGUGUUGGUGUUAGACUCCAGCAAGAUGGGCUUCCAGAUUCAGUACCAGCUCAGCUUCUGUCUAUGGUGCCUAACCUUCAAUUCAACACUUCUGGAAAGAAUUAACAAACAGUACAACAUCAUCCCUAUCCUGUCUGACCUUCUUAGUGACACUGUCAAGGAGAAAGUAUCCAGAAUCAUUCUAGCAACGUUCAGGAACAUGUUAGAGAAGCCAGAAGAGAGGGAGACAGUCCAGGAAAACGCCCUCGCCAUGGUGCAAUGCAAGGUGCUCAAGCAGUUGGAGCUCCUUGAGGCCAGAAAGUUUGAUGAUCCAGACAUUGUCGAGGAUCUGGCCUAUCUGACAGAGAAACUGCAAGAGUCUGUGCAGGACCUUAGCUCUUUUGAUGAGUACCAUACCGAGAUAAAGUCUGGAAGACUGGAAUGGAGUCCUGUACACAAGAGCGAUCGAUUUUGGAGAGAAAAUGCAAUUCGCCUCAAUGAGAAGAACUACGAACUCCUUAAGAUUUUAGUCCGCCUUCUGGAGGGCAGCAGAGAUCCGCUGAUACUAUCGGUAGCAGCACAUGACAUUGGGGAGUAUGUGAGAUAUUACCCCAGGGGAAAGAAUGUGAUCGAGCAGUUGGGGGCCAAACAGCUGGUGAUGACCUAUUUGACGCACGAAGACCCGAACGUCAGAUAUGAAGCUUUGAUAGCUGUACAGAAGCUGAUGGUUCACAAUUGGGAAUAUCUUGGCAAACAGAUAUCUCAGGCGAAUCAGGAAGAGGGUCCUGGGGUUGUACAGGCCAAGGCAUAGACCUUUAUAGUUAUUUUGAGGCAUUCCAUUGUUAUAUCUGAAGAAAGUGUAGCCUGAUAUUGACCUUUGACAAUUUAUUAACAAAAUAUAGUUACAGUGAAAAAAUAGUAUAUGCACUGUUAUGAAAUAAAAAUGAAGUAAAAAAUAUCAAACUAAAAUACAUGUUAUGGACAGAUUUUAAGUCUUGUAAAACCUCCAAUAACACUGUUGAGUUUGAGUAUCAAACAUCCAAAUGUUUACUAAUUGUUUAUUACAAACAGAUUAAUGAUGUUGUGAAUAUGGUGUUUUGCUUUCUAGAAAAAUGUGUUUGAUAAUUUUCCAGUUAAGUUGAAUGCAGAUCGAAAAAAAAAGGCAAGUAAUGGUUGUAAUAUUCACUAAAUAACUUUGUGGUUAUAAGUUGUUAACUGUAGUCAGGGAACCUAGUCAGUAUGUGGCAUACACAAGAACUACUGGCACUUUAAUAUAUUUCGUAUUCUAGAAAGAUAUAUUGUUCACUUUCUAUAAUGCCAAUGUCUUUAGAUGUACUUUGUCGGUCAUUUUCCUUUUUGGCAAUUUUUAGUUUAUUGCAGUCAAGUGAUUAGAAUACUAUCUUAAAUAGAUGAAUCAUGUCAACUAGUCAAACGUUCAAUUGUACAUGCAAGGAUUUUAGAAUUUCCAAAGUUUCAUUCAUGAUACAUCUUCGUGCACAAAUAAAUCCAGACAUGAAAAUCAUUGUUUUCAUAACAACACUUGUGUUCGCUAUUCAUAUUUAUGACACUUGUGUCAUGUACAUGCAUUUUCACUGAAUGUUUUUUUUAAAUUUUUGAAUUUGUGCUCUUAAAGUAUAUCCGGAAUUAUGAAUAUUUUGCAAAAAUGUUGCAUCAGUUUGCCAUUGUGCGUACUUAUAUGGUAAUAAUUUUAUUUGUGUACAUAUAUAGUUGCAAGAGGGUAUUUGUUUAUUGCGUAAUUGUGAUGUUUUAUUUGUAUAUUUUGAAAACCAAUGUUUAAACAAGAGUUAAUUUGUAUUAGAACAAUUUAAUUACAAAAGAAAUAUAA
Molecule: messenger RNA, 2588 nt
Organism: Dreissena polymorpha
Lineage: Eukaryota; Metazoa; Mollusca; Bivalvia; Myida; Dreissenidae
Product: V-type proton ATPase subunit H-like
Exons: 14
Coding region: 108-1553 (481 amino acids)
Biological process (GO): proton transmembrane transport
Cellular component (GO): lysosomal membrane; vacuolar proton-transporting V-type ATPase, V1 domain
Molecular function (GO): proton-transporting ATPase activity, rotational mechanism
Source: RefSeq, a predicted model, not a curated record